CCGACGCGCAGUCCCCUCCAACAUUUUCUCUCCGGCUCGGGUAACAAAACAAGAGGAGCAGGACUCGUCUCGUUCAUCGGGACAGAUUAACAGAUUAUUCCUAGGACUUGGUUUGCUGUUUAUUCUCCCGGACACCCACAUUUCCAAUAUAGCUCACAGGAUAUAAGUUAUUUACAGUAGCAUAACCCCAGAAGAUGGGUUCAGUCCCAGCGAUAUCUGUCCUUAUUUUGGGCAUUGUGGUUCCAGCGCUGGCCGGCUAUAUUGAGGCACUGGCAGCCAAUGCAGGCACAGGAUUUGCCGUGGCCGAGCCACAGGUGGCGAUGUUCUGCGGGAAGCUCAACAUGCACGUCAACAUUCAGACUGGCCGCUGGGAACCUGACCCAUCCGGUACCAAGAGCUGCGUAGGAACCAAAGAGGGUGUGCUGCAGUACUGCCAGGAGAUGUAUCCCGAGCUUCAAAUCCCAAACGUUGUGGAGGCAAACCAGCCGAUUCGUAUUGAGAACUGGUGCAAGAAGGAGAAGAAGGUGUGCAAAGGGCACGCCCAUAUCGUGGUGCCUUACAAAUGCUUAGUAGGCGAGUUCGUGAGCGACGUGCUUCUGGUUCCAGAGAAAUGCAAGUUCUUCCACAAGGAGCGUAUGGACAUGUGCGUCAGCCAUCAGCAGUGGCACGGUGUGGCCAAAGAGGCCUGUGCCAAGAGCUCCAUGGUGCUGCACAGCUACGGCAUGCUGCUGCCCUGUGGCAUCGACAAGUUCCACGGCACCGAGUACGUGUGCUGCCCCUCCUCUCGCACCGGGGAGGCCGCCCUUCCUUCCCUGCCCUCCCAGGAGGAGGACGAAGAGGAGGAGAUAGAGGAUGAGGAGAUUGACGAGGCCGACCUGGAGGAGGAGGAUGCUGUAGAGGACAGUGAGACGCCAGCUGACGAGCAGCCCACACAAAAGGAGGAGCCGGUGGACGAGGACGAAGAUGAGGAGGAGGAAGAUGAGGACGAAUACCACUAUGUCUAUGAGGACGAGGAGGCGGACAAAGAGGAUGAGGAUGACAAGAAAGAGAGCAGCAAAAUGUCAGAGAACCUAGAUGAGGACAAGACUCUGCAGGAAGUGAAAGCGGUGUGCACCUUGGAGGCUGAGACUGGCCCCUGCCGUGCCUCCAUGCCCCGCUGGCACUUCGACAUGAGCCACAGGAAGUGUGUGCGCUUCAUAUACGGGGGCUGUGCCGGCAACCGCAACAAUUUCGACUCAGAGGAGUACUGCAUGGCCGUGUGCAAGCGCCUGACCAUGCCCCCAACUCCUCAGCCCACCGACGAUGUGGACAUCUACUUCGAGACCCCGGCCGACGACAAGGAGCACAGCCGCUUCCAAAAGGCCAAGGAGCAGCUAGAGAUCAGGCACCGCAACCGCAUGGAGAGGGUAAGAAAGGAGUGGGAAGAGGCUGAUCGCCAGGCUAAGAACCUGCCUAGGCCUGAGAGGCAGACAUUGAUCCAGCACUUCCAAGCUAUGGUGGAGUCCCUCGAGGAAGAGGCAGCCAGUGAGAAGCAGCAGCUGGUGGAGACUCACCUCGCCCGGGUGGAGGCCAUGCUGAAUGACCGGCGCCGUCUGGCCUUGGAGAACUAUCUGGCCGCCCUGCAGGCUGACCCCCCCAGGCCCCACCGCAUCCUCCAGGCUCUGAGACGGUACGUCCGCGCUGAGAACAAGGACCGCCAGCACACCAUCCGCCACUACCAGCAUGUCCUGGCUGUGGAUCCUGAGAAGGCUGCUCAGAUGAAAUCACAGGUGAUGACCCAUCUGCGUGUGAUCGAGGAGAGAAUGAACCAGAGUCUGUCUCUGCUCUACAAAGUACCGUACGUGGCCGAGGAGAUUCAGGAUGAAAUCGACGAGCUACUCCAGGAGCAGAAAGCUGACAUGGACCAGUUCCUGUUGUCUAUCUCUGAAUCACAGCCAGAUGUCACCGUGUCGUCAGAGGAGAGCGUGGAAGUCCCCAUGUCCGAGGGCAAACCCUACAGGCCCUUCCAGGUCACAUCCUUGGGGUCCCAUUCGGAGCCAGAGGGCUCCGCCAUGUCUGGUUUAGACGGUCUGAUAGGUGCUGAGGAAAAAAUCAUCAACAGCAAACCCAAGAUCAGCGACAAUGUGGUGAUUGAUGAGUCUCUGGAUGUUAAAGAAGUGGUUUACAGUGCAGAGAGAGUCAGCGUUAUGCAUGAUGAUGAGCUGGAGUCUUACCGCCCCCUGGGAGAGGACUUCAGCUUCGGGAGCAGCGCACUGAUUGGCUUGCUGGUGAUCGCAGUGGCCAUAGCAACCGUAAUUGUGAUCAGUCUGGUGCUUUUGAGGAAGAGGCAAUAUGGCACCAUCAGUCAUGGCAUCGUGGAGGUCGACCCCAUGCUGACACCAGAAGAACGCCACCUCAGCAAGAUGCAAAACCACGGCUACGAAAACCCCACCUACAAAUACCUGGAGCAGAUGCAGAUCUAACCAGAGCCUAUAAGGGGGGCGCUGUGAAGUCAGACAGAGGACGGCAAUAGAGGGGGAACAUACUACUGACCAAUAACAUAUGAUGCUAUUGUUAAAAUCAUUUUGCAUACAUCCAAACUCCAUUUACUGGUUUGUUCAAAACAAUCCUUAAAUAAUGCUACUACUUCUACUACUGCUACUAUUGUACUAUAGAGCUCUUUUUUGAUCAUGUUUCUUUUGAAAAGGUGAUGUAUCUGCUGCCAUUUUGCAUUAUGGAAAAUGUGAUCCUGCAGAUUUUCUCUGUAAUUAUCGAUACAGCUAUCUCAGAUCAAGAUGUACAACAUUUCUUCAGACAUUUUAUUUUAUUUUUUAAAAAGUGAAAGGCAAAUCCAGCGAAAUUUAAAUGUUUUUAAGUAGCCAUCAUCAAACCGGCAGACCAGACACUACGCCUUUGUUUUACCAUCAUGCAAGUGUCACUCAGUUUCUGAUGGUUUUUUAUUUCUCAAAAAGAAAUUGGUGUUUUUAUUUUUUGUUCUUUUUCCUCUCAAUAGAUUGCUUGUAUAUGAAGGUUCUUUGUACCGAUUAAAAUGUAUAGUGAAAUGAAAACAAAUGAGAAAAAAAUGAAAAUCAUGGUUAAUUUACUUUAUGUUCUUUGUUAUGAUAACAGACAAAAAUAUACAUACAGUUUAAAUAUAUAUAAGAGUAGAUGUUUUUAUUCCACCUUUUUUUCCCAGGGAAGAGGUUACGAGUUGGUUUUAGGGUUCUAAGAUCAGUGGUCAUGGGUUGUGUUUGCAGGCACACUGACGGAGAGAGAUUUGGGGAAAGGUGAAACGUGUGCACAGGCCCCCAGCUCAAACACAUCACACAAAACCUACUCUGAACUCUUACUAAGUGAAUGUGAUGACAUCCCAAUAUAUUCCCUCCUGCACACACACACACAUAAACAAGCUUUUAUCAAUAGGGAAACCAGAUAAAUUGAUAAAUGAAAUAAUGCCUCUUGACGUGUGUUACAUAGUUGAAUGUAUUGUGGAAGCUUUUUUUUCCCAUACUAUGUACCUGACAGGUUCCCGCGCGGCUUUGAUUUUAAUGCAGUGUCACAUACACACAUGUGACAGUGUGUCACGACAUGCCACAAACUGAUAAACUAUUGUUGCUUUUUUGGGGGGGUGGGGUGUGGUGGGAGGUUGAGGGCAGUUGUUUAUGAAUUUUUUGAACAAAUUAUCUGAAGCAAAAAAAAACAGUACUAGACAAGCUACAUUGCAGACAUAUUUGGUGAUGGUGUACACACGUUACUGGAGCAGCUGUUGGCUUUGCUGGUCAUGAGGCCAAGAACAGUCUGAUCGAUCAAAACAGGGCUGAUCCGCCACCAGGGGGCACCAAACAAAGCAAAAAAAUGUACAAAUUCUGGUAGAUUUUGGAGCAUUUUUUAAAUUAAUCUGAAUUUAAUCUGAACCAAUAAAAAUUAUUUUGGCUGGUCAAAUUUUGCAAUUUGAACUUUGGGUUUAAGGCCCACCCCCAAAAGGCUCGGUCCGGCCCUGGAUUAAAGACACCUGAGACAACUUGGAGCUGGAGGGCUGUGCAGGCAGACAGAGACACACAUAAAGACAAGGCUUGGAGAGCUGGUUUCUGGAAAAAGAAUAAAAUAAACUUGUGUAUUUUUACAGGUAGAGAAUGACACAAACAAGUAAACUGAAUCCUAGAAUCCUUUUUUCUCUUUCUCUCUCUCUCUAGUAUUGUCUUUGUAUGCCUGUAUAGUUGAUGUUGCAAUCAUGGCUUUUUUCUGGAGGAUUAUCUGUGGUGUGCAUUGUUCUUAUAUGAAAUUAUAUGAUAUAUAUUUUUAAGUUUGUUUUCUUGUUUUCUAUUUUUUCUCUUCCUGUGACAGUAUCUCUGUAUGUGACUGUCUCACUAUGCACCCAAAUGGCUUCAAACUUGUAACUGCCUGCUUGAUUGUGGGAGGGGACAGGGAACUAAUAUAAUAUGCAUAUUAGUGAUUUAAAACACAUUUUGAUUGACAUCAAUGAAAACAGAUUUAUGGUUACAGGGGGGAUACACAUCAAUAAACUCACAACUUCCAUA
Scomber scombrus (Atlantic mackerel) is the source of this 4517-nucleotide messenger RNA. It is a transcript of the gene aplp2, whose product is annotated as amyloid beta (A4) precursor-like protein 2. NCBI's taxonomy places the organism in Eukaryota, Metazoa, Chordata, Actinopteri, Scombriformes, Scombridae. Gene Ontology annotation, molecular function: transition metal ion binding; serine-type endopeptidase inhibitor activity; heparin binding. Gene Ontology annotation, biological process: axonogenesis; central nervous system development. The record is from RefSeq and is a predicted model, not a curated record. Gene Ontology annotation, cellular component: membrane. The coding region runs from base 195 to 2462 and encodes 755 amino acids. The transcript has 17 exons.